Molecule: messenger RNA, 2812 nt
Organism: Tachysurus fulvidraco (yellow catfish)
Lineage: Eukaryota; Metazoa; Chordata; Actinopteri; Siluriformes; Bagridae
Gene: sufu
Product: suppressor of fused homolog (Drosophila)
Exons: 13
Coding region: 199-1656 (485 amino acids)
Cellular component (GO): cytoplasm; nucleus
Molecular function (GO): transcription factor binding
Source: RefSeq, a predicted model, not a curated record
CUCCCGCUGACCCCACAAACCCUGGGGGGAGACGAGAGGAUUAAGGGUUUAUAAAAGAUACAUACACUGGAAUAAAAUUAACUUUUUCAACGAGGAUUAACGCUUGAUAGAGUUGUUCGUGCUGUUGUCAAGUGGGAUUCAGGAUUUCGGUAUUUUCUGAGGUGUUUUUUAUCCUUUUUCUGGGUGUCGUGGUGAAGGAUGGAUAAAAUGCGGCCUAGCGGCGGAGCGGGUGGCCACCUCGGGCUCGCCUCGCUCUUUCCGCCGGGUCUGCAGGCUAUUUACGCGGAGUGUCGGCGCCUGUAUCCCGAUCAGCCAAACCCGCUUCAAGUCACUGCCAUCGUUAAGUACUGGUUAGGGGGACCGGAUCCUUUAGACUACAUAAGUAUGUACAGGAACGUGGGAUGUCCUGCUCUGGAUGUACAGGAACACUGGCAUUAUGUGAGUCUCGGCCUGAGUGAUCUGUACGGAGACAACAGAGUUCACGAAUUCACUGGUCAAGAAGGUCCAAGCGGAUUUGGAUUUGAGCUUACGUUUAGGUUAAAGAGGGAGGCAGGAGAGACCGCUCCUCCAACCUGGCCAGCUGAGCUUAUGCAAGGUUUGGCUCGAUACGUCUUUCAAUCAGAAAACACAUUCUGCAGUGGUGACCACAUUUCAUGGCACAGCCCAUUAGAUAACAGCGAGUCCAGAAUCCAGCACAUGCUGCUCACAGAGGACCCCCAGAUGCAACCUGUACAAACACCAUUUGGUCUGGUCAGCUUCCUUCAAAUUGUUGGGGUAUGCACAGAAGAGCUGCAGGCAGCACAGCAGUGGAAUGGUCAGGGCAUUUUGGACCUGCUGCGUGGAGUGCGUGUUGCCGGAGGUCCGUGGUUAAUCACUGACAUGAGGAGAGGGGAGACUAUAUUUGACAUUGAUCCUCACUUACAACAGGAGAGGGUGGAUAAAGGCAUCGAAACAGACGGCUCCAACCUGAGCGGAGUCAGUGCCAAGUGUGCAUGGGAUGACCUGAGUCGACCUCCCGAGGAUGAGGACGACAGCCGCAGCAUCUGCAUUGGAUCGCAGCCACGCAGGCUGUCUGAGAAAGACACUGAACAGAUCAGGGAAGCCCUAAGGAAAGGACUGGAGAUUAACAGCAAGUCAAUCUUACCCCCCAUUAACAGUCAGAGACCUCACCAAGACCGGCCACUACAAUCAGUCGGACAUUUGCAGAGCAAGCAGAACUCAAGAAGCCGUAAGGACAGUCUGGAAAGUGAGAGCUCAUCUGCUAUCGUUCCCCAUGAGCUGGUGAGGACACGACAGCUGGAGAGUGUGCACCUCAAGUUCAAUCAGGAGUCUGGAACUCUGCUCCCACUGUGCCUCAGAGGACGUAUCCUCCAUGGGCGGCACUUCACAUAUAAAAGUAUCAAUGGUGACACAGCAAUCACUUUUGUAUCCACUGGAGUAGAGGGUGCUUUCGCAACAGAAGAGCACCCCUACGCUGCUCAUGGGCCGUGGCUACAGAUCCUUCUCACUGAAGAGUUUGUGGAGCACAUGCUAGGCGACCUUCAAGAUCUGAGUAUUCGUGACGAGUUCAAGCUACCAAAGGAAUACAGCUGGCCUGAUAAGAAGCUAAAGAUUUCUAUCCUGCCAGAUACAGUGUUUGACAGCCCGCUGCAAUAAGACUGAGAAGCUGCAUCUUCCCCCACGUCUCUAGAGGAGUGCAGAGCCGCCCGGGCUCCAUAGAGACUCAUGCUUAUACACAGUUGGAGGAAAUGGACACGUAGACACUUGACUCCCUCUCAGACAGCUGUUGGCACAAGACACUGAAUAUGCCUUUUUUCACAAAGUAUUAACUCUGUCCUUACAUUUAACCUUAAGAUAUUUCUGCUGAAUUCAUUUUGACCAAACUCCCUCUAAAUGUUCAUUUUCCAAAGUCUGCCUGUGUGCCUGCAGCAUGUGUAAGGAAAAAAAAGUUUUUGAAUACUUUUUUUUUUUUUUUUAAUAUUCAACAUAAAAGGGCUUUCUGUGAUGCUGUGAUGUACAUUAACACAGACUGAUGUUUACAUCAUGCUGAAGAAUGACUAUCCUAAAUCUAAACAAUGCUAGUUGCAUUUAUGGGAGAACAAACAUGGAAGAGCUAAAAACAUAUUUUAUUAUUAUCGUUAUUAUUUUAUAUUAAUGGGGUCAGAAAAUGAUAGUUUUUUUAUAAGGGGUUGGAUGAAACCAUUGUUACACAUGUUAAAAGUUGGGCAUAGCAAAUUCAUAGCAUCCCCAAAUGUUUUCUCUGCCACAAGGAAGUAAGAUGCAAGUCUGCUUAACAUUUGCUUUGAAUAAGAAAGCAUUAUUUUAAAUGUUCAUUGUGUACAAAAAUAUUGAUUAUACCAAAGGUGUACUUCCUGAAAAAUCAAAUCAUUUGCAGCUCUAGAAAGAACUAAAUAAGAGCUAUACUGCCCUUAACAUGAAAUUGUCAUGAGUUGUUAGUACUUUACUGCAUUAUUCAAAAAUGUACACAUUCAUCACUAAGUCUUGUUAAGAUUUUUUACUAGCUAGAGUAAACUUUUUACCAGCAAAACUGUAACAAACUGCUUCUCGUGCAGUCACGCUGUAAUGAAUCCACCUUUUAUAUCAUGAGCUAGUGAAGUGUUUAUAGCUAGCUCUCAAAUUAAAUACACUAGUGCCUUUUUAAAACUGUGAUCAACACUAUUUGAUGCAAAUUGCUAAUCUAUACCAAAGCCAGUAUUUAAUUUGCAUUCUCGUGUACUGGAUGUAGGAGAUUAAAAGCUCAUGUUAUGUCCUCCCUUUUUUAACCAUUAAAGUACAAUGGUUAACAUUUCCA